This is a messenger RNA of Ixodes scapularis (black-legged tick), 2390 nucleotides long. RefSeq lists its product as uncharacterized. The transcript is spliced from 2 exons. The record is from RefSeq and is a predicted model, not a curated record. Lineage: Eukaryota; Metazoa; Arthropoda; Arachnida; Ixodida; Ixodidae.
AUGGCGAGACCUGCGCUCCGGCUGUGUACGUACACCCAGGGAUGCGAGUCCCUCAACAUCGCGAUUGUGGACAACGUCCUGGAACCCCCUUCAUCGAUCGUGAAUAGUCUAAACUAUAGCAAAUUAAGGAAAGUCGUAAAGCUAGGGUUUUUUAGCCUCGUGUGCCAAAAGGGCAUUUUGCCAGAGCGAUUCUUGAAUCACUUCGCUUUGCUUGUGAAGGGUGCCUUCCUGCUGCUCCAGGACAAGAUUACAACUUCCGAUGUAGCCGAGAACACGGACUGUCUGUACCGAUUUGUUGCUGGCGUUCAAUUUUUGUACUUGGAAAAGGAAAUGACGUCGAAUGUGCACCAACUGCUUUACCUCUUAAGGAGCGCGCUACUACAAGGGCCUUUGUAGGCGCAUUCGUGCUUUUAGGCGAGCAUGGGUAGACUGAAGAACUUCGUUACCUCAGCGAAUGGUGUGCCUCAUCAAGUGAUGACGCGAGUAAUGAUGGGGCACAAGGUAAAUGCAUGCAAGACAGCUGCUAGUCCCCAUGUGCGAAAGUUCUUGCAGUGCACCGCAACUAAUCUGGAGCCAGUAGCCCUACUGGGAAAGCCGCGCGUAGUGCAUGAACCACUUCUGGGCCUGGUAAAGAGUCACAACGGAAAGCAAACCCUUGGCACUGUUGUGGAGCACGAGAGAGUCCGGAUUUCUGGACUGGUCUUCCACAGUGAACGGUAUAAGAAGCCAGAGAGAACCGAUUGCACAGCCAUGAGGCUUGGAAACAUCACUGCAAAAGUUCAAAACAUUGUGUCCUUUGAGGAUCCCAAUGGGACCACGAAAGUUCGCGGUCGCAAAGUGUAUGCGACUUCCCCGGAAUUUGGUAGCAAGCAUAUCAUCAAGGUGAACAGAUGCUCGCCCCAGAAGUUGCUAGGGAUAGAUGACAGUGCAAGCUCAUGCAUCUCGAUGAAAUGUCCCACCGGCUUAUUUGUGUGAUCUAGUCAACCGCUUCAAUUCCUCAUAGACUGUUCUUUUCUUUUGUCCGUGUGCGGGCGUGUUUCCCACCAGAGUUUUAAGUCGUGCAAGAAAGUUAAGAGACCGCGUAAUUAUUUAUAUGAUGAACUCGAAGUUUGUUCAUUUCAGAUUGUUUAGAUCAUUACAUGCAAAAAUAAGUUCUUUGUUUGUUCUUAGAAUAGAGUUGAUUUUGGCGAGAAUAAAGUUGGCGGCAGUUAAAAUAUAUUCACUCAAAAUAUGUUUCCUUAUGUAUCUGAAAACAUGCGUUUUAUGCGCACUGCACUUCACGACUGUGUAGCAUACAGCGCAUAUAUAUGCUCGCGUAUCUGCUGUGCUAUUUUUUGCAGAUUUCUUUAUACGUUUUCUACAACCGAUGCACGCGUUCGUGUUAUCAAGUCGGGACGUGCGCCUCUUCUAAAUGUUUGUAUGGCUGUGCGCCGCGUGAAGCAGUAGAAGGCCAGCACGUCGUUCAAAUACGACUGAAUCUCCUUGAUAAGCUUCUCAGAAGGAACAAAAAAAAAAUAAGAAGCAAAAAUAAAAAAGAAAGAUCAAGAGGCGACAAGUGUUGAACUAAUUCUGACUCGCGCAAUCCGAACUAAACAUUGGAAUAACGAUACUUGACGCGACCAAAACCAAUACCGCCAAAAGAGAGCCGCGAUCCACCGGCCAGCUCGGACGCUCGGAGUUGUCCAAAGGGAGGGGGCCCCUUCGGAGCGCUGAGGAACUACUCCCACCGAACAGCCAUCCAUUGCGCCCAGCUAAUUACCUCAGCCGCGCGUCCUUCUGCCUACUAUAUCGCUGCUACACUAGUACAGUGUUCUGUGUAUUCCCUACUCUUCUCCCGCCUGUAGUUCUGCCGUGAUGUUGUCCAUGGAUGUGUUAAUGCAAAUUGUUCCCGUAGCUUUUUUGUCUCUGAUAUGCGAUUGUGUGCAAGUUUUUAUAUGCUGUCGCUUUUGAGAUCGAAUGUUAUGUUUAGUUGAUUUUUCUGUGCAAUAUCGUCGGUGUAGGCUAGUGAAGUAGAGGUCUAUUUACCAGCUCUGUCCCUUCUGGUUGAAAGGGUAUAUUGUCCAAUCAUUGAUUUUAGGGUGACCACCCGUCCCGGGGCUGGCGGGUCUGUCCCGCAUUGAGGGCUUAUGUCCCGCGUCCCGCAAGAAAUUUCUAAAUCUUCAAAAUUUCCCGCAUUACCAUACUGUCGUAAAAUUCACUCUGUAACUCAUGGUGCUGUCGAACAACGGGACGCGGGGAAGCGCGGAGGUCGCUGGUAGUCGGGUGAAUCACAAUGGUAUGUCAUUCUCUAUCCAAGCAAUUGCGGGAAGCGUCCGUCAUUCUUGCAGGAGAUCCGAUGCGCAUGCUCCGUUGUGCCUCUCCCCUUGGUGGCAAAAUAUAUUAAGAAAAAC